Dicentrarchus labrax (European seabass) is the source of this 3372-nucleotide messenger RNA. It is a transcript of the gene mtbp, whose product is annotated as MDM2 binding protein. The transcript has 23 exons. NCBI's taxonomy places the organism in Eukaryota, Metazoa, Chordata, Actinopteri, Moronidae. Gene Ontology annotation, biological process: regulation of protein ubiquitination; traversing start control point of mitotic cell cycle; protein localization to kinetochore. The coding region runs from base 130 to 2772 and encodes 880 amino acids. The record is from RefSeq and is a predicted model, not a curated record. Gene Ontology annotation, cellular component: kinetochore.
UAUACAGAAUACAGAAGAAGAUGAACUGGUGGGAAAUUUGACAGUGCGCGAAAGAUUGUUGUUGAAACAGUUGACCGAUAUUUAACUCCAAACAAACAAUAACCGUGAGUUUAUUGAUGUUUACACAACAUGGACCGGUACGUGUUGGUUAUAUCCUUUUGUCAAACUGAUGACAACCUGGCGGAGGAUUAUAAAUGUUUGGAGCCAGUGAAGCAGAUACAUGACAGACUUGUGGACAUCUCAACUCAGGAAUCAGUGAGAGGGAUCUCUGUGUUUCCAGCUUGCUCUCUCAGUGGCAGCCCAUCAGUUCAGAGGUGGUACUUUGCUCUUCAGGCGUGCCAAGGAGUAACGCAGUUUUGCAGCUCAGACUGGGAAGAGCUUGGGACGUGCCAUCAGAAAACAGACAGUGAGGAGGAGAAGUCCACUGCUGUGGAGUCAUGUCUCAGUUCUUUGAGUAAUCAGGAUGGUGACCAGCCAGCACUGACAGAGCUUUUAGAGGAAGCUGCAGAAGGACUGCAUCUACUGUCAGACAAGCUGCCACCUCCAGGUAAAGCCUUGUUGGAUGUUCUGGUGUUGGGCUCUGCGGAACAGUCCCCUCCUAUUAAAGACCUGCUCCCUCUCCUGGGAGCCCUCAAACACUUGUCCUGCUGGCAUGCUGCUAAGAUCACUGUCGUCACACAGCACACAACUGGGUGGCAGAAAGCAGCGUCCUACCUGAGUGCCUGUCUGGUGGAGCCUACUGACCUAGACAACUGUAUCGACCAUAAAGAAGUGUGGAGAGGCGGCCUGGUUAUCAGAGAGAAGAAGUAUGUGUCGGAGCUCCGUUUCGAUGGCUUUUCUCUGCGCUGUCCAGUGCAACAGAAGACAGGGUCCAGUCUUUUGCGCGCUCCCUACGUGACUACAGACCACAAACUACAGUCUGAGGUCUUCCAUUACUACGCACCAGUUUUAGAUUUGGUUCAACUGGUUGAUCUAUCAGGCCUGCCCAAGUUUCUGAUGUCUGGAACCCAGUUUGAACUAAACCUGUCUAUGAAAUCAAUGAAAGCUAAACUUCUGUUGGACCAGCUGAGAUCACUGCGUGGAAAGGUUGGAGCAUUGUUCAGCCUCUCCUGUAUAAUCACCCCCAUCACCCAGCCUGCAGCCAGCCAACUCAGCUCCCAGCGCUGGAGAGAGUCUAUAACCAGGAGACCAAAGUCCUUCUCCGUGCCUGAUGUAGAGGUGAAAGGUGAGAGUGCUCAUUACUUCCUGUUGGUCCAGGGCUCAGAGGACGUUGGGUGUGGAGCAUGCAGGGUCAGGAUGUUGCACUCAGACAGUCAAAUCAAUGGAGCAGCUGCCAUGGCAACCGUCUCUGGGUUGCUGAGAGAGAAGUCUCUGUCAUCAUCAGGAGGCGCUGUAGGCAACAUCCUCUACUCCCUGCCCUGUCUCCAAGGAGACAGCUUGCUGAAGAGAGAGAGGAAGGUGACCCAGGUCCAGAUACUGUUACUUAAAGAAUACCUCAGACAGAAAGAAGAAGCAUCAGCUUCAACUUCAAUACCUGUCAAUGACCUGAAGGUCAUUCUAAAUCUGGCCAGGGAGCAAUACCUGAAGAUGAUUGACUCCACUCUGCCCUCUACUGCUACCUGUCUGAUAGGCGAGAAGGAGAGCAUGGCCGCCAAUAACUCAGGUUUUCAGACCGUUUCCAACCUGCAAUCUGACUGGCCCGAGAGGAGCGUCCUCCACAACUUAGAGAACCUGCAGAGGAGGCGACAGAAGAGGAGAUUUGGUCUGUUAGGUGCAGGCUCCAGUGACAGUCUCCUGGGUCCUAAAGACAGUCAAAAAGGCUCCACUGCUUUAUUGGAUGCCAAAGAACUUCUAAAAUACUUCACAUCUGAUGGCCUGCCUGUUGGGGAGCUACAACCACUGGCUAUCAAUAGAGGUAAUAAUGUGUUUCAGUUGUCACCAGACCUCUCUCCCAGGAGAGUCAGCCAGAUGCCCUUCAACAAAGCAUCAGCCUCACAUUACCAUGGCAUAGAGUUCUGCCUGGACAAUUUACGGUCUUUGGACCGGGACCAGGCCUUUGUAAAACUCCAGUCCCGUCUGAUUCGCUACGAGACCCAAACCACCUGCUCGAAGGAGCCCUGUGCUCUCCCCUUCGCCCUCAGCCCCGCCCCCUCUCCUGCAGUAAUGUCAGAAUCAGGAAGUGUGCCUGACGGGGAGACUCUGCAGAACGCUGAUGUAGCAAGGCUCAAGCGCAGGCCGUGGGACACAGACGUCAUUGGAGGUCAUCCUCGCAAGAGGCUGGUGAAGUCAGAGAGCAGUGACUCCCUCUGUUCUCAGAGCAGUGGCAGCAGUGGGACACACCCUGCCAUUAGGUCUCUACGACAACAGCCGAGCAGAUCCCAAUCCACCUCCUCGUCCAAUAGUCCUGCUUCUUCUUCAGCAGCAAGACGGACAUCCUCAGGUUUGGUGACUCUUCCCUCUGCUGACAAACCUAAACCUCAACAGCAGAAGACACAUCAUGAACAAACAGAGGACAAAACAGCCAAAGAGUCACGCUCACAGAAACACAACAGGAUGCUGCUGGAUGUAGUAGCUAAAACACUCAAACAGCACGGGAUCACUGCCGAGCAUGAGUGCUCUGAGGCCUGCAGCAAAAGGCUGUUUGAUAUCUCAAAAUUCUAUCUCAAGGAUCUGAAGACAUCUCGGGGUCUCCAUGACGAGAUGAAGAAGGCAGCCGGCAGCAAUGUCAAACAGGUGAUUGCCUGGGUGUUGGAGAAGACAUCAAAGAAGUAAAGAUGGUCUUGAAGAAUAAGUGGAAAAAAAGUCUUCUUUUUAUUUAUGAUUUUUUUCCCUCAGUAAAAGAGGCAUCUACCUUUUUUUAAGCUGGAUGUUGUCACACUUCCAUUUAUAGGAGUGUUUGCCUUUUAAGCCUAAAAGAUUAGUUUUAAAUUGUUACAUUGAGCCUGUUUUAAUGAAAGUAAUCCUUUAUUUAAUUUUAUCGUUUCUUUCACUAAGGCGUUCAUAAAGCGACAUAUCAUUUUUUCAGAUGUAUCAUGUUUGGUUUUUUUUUAGUUUGUGUUUAUUCUGAUAUACUCACACUGCUCCAGAGCCCUGAAACAGAACAACGGAAGAAACUGAGACAAAAUCGACAUAGUUCCCUCUGCUCUGGCUGCAGUCACUGAGAGGCCACAAGGGCUUUGACGUUGGCUUCAGAUUGCAGUUGUCUUUUCUUUGUAGCUGAUUUCAAACGUGAUUUUAAAUCCUAUCACUUGUUCAUUCUGUUUAAGAAUAAGUUGAAUAUUAUAAGAAUUUAAUGGCCUUAUGAACAUACAUAUUUUAUCUUUGUGUUUCACAUUUUACUGCUUGUAACACAAUAAAGUGUUUUUGAAUCUU